Portunus trituberculatus (swimming crab) is the source of this 753-nucleotide messenger RNA. RefSeq names its product proline-rich receptor-like protein kinase PERK2. The transcript has 7 exons. The coding region runs from base 1 to 753 and encodes 250 amino acids. The record is from RefSeq and is a predicted model, not a curated record. NCBI's taxonomy places the organism in Eukaryota, Metazoa, Arthropoda, Malacostraca, Decapoda, Portunidae.
AUGGGUGAAGGGUGUGGGGGUGAGUGCAGUGAAGACCCUCAGCGCUACGCCCUCGCCCGCCCGCGGUUUUUUGGGCGUCCCUCCCCACGCCCUACCUACCCCACCCCACCCAGUCUUACCCCCGACCCACGCCCGCCCCACCCCCUGUCUGCACCGCCCGCGUCCACAAGCACCCACACCACACCCACAGCGCGCGUCUCCCUCACCACCAGCACACACCCAAACCGGGCCCGCUGGAGGGAGUUUAAAAGGCCACGGGAGGCGUCACCCCCAGUCACCCCUCAAUCAUCCCCAGGUACUCCAGUCACCCCCAGUCACCCCAAUCACCCACGAAUCACUCCCCAGACACCGCCAGAUACUCUCAAUCAGCUCCAAUCACCCUUAAACACCCUCAUACACAGCAGAUACUUCCAUACACACCUAAUCACCGCCAAUCACCCCGCAGUCACCACCCAGUCACCCCCAAGUCACCCCCGAGUCACUAGUCAGCAGGUGGGAGCAGAAGGGCACCAGAUCCACGAAAGUGAAGGUGGAGGAGGAGGUAAUGUGGAGGAGGGCAGCACUGAGGACCCACCAUUAAGACCCAAACCGGUUCAGCGUGACGCCUCCUUCAGUAAUAUCCGGGUUACAUCAAGAGAGGAGCCACCACGGAAGUUACUAGGAACCACAGCACCUCUGACACCUACCCUGACACCACAGCACCGCACAGCACCACGCCACAGCACUCUACCGUCCAACACAGCCACAGACUAA